This is a messenger RNA of Cordyceps fumosorosea ARSEF 2679, 213 nucleotides long. RefSeq lists its product as hypothetical. Bases 1 to 213 code for a protein of 70 amino acids. The transcript has 2 exons. The record is from RefSeq and is a predicted model, not a curated record. Lineage: Eukaryota; Fungi; Ascomycota; Sordariomycetes; Hypocreales; Cordycipitaceae.
AUGAAGUUCUCAGCCACUCUUGCUAUUCUGUUUGCCGGACUUGCCGCGGCUAGUCCUCAGUUCUCUCAGAACCCCGACGGCAGCAUCAAUUUCACGCCUGCACCUCAAGGGCCCCAAAACUCCCAGGGCUUUUCCCAGGAGAGCUGUGACCAGGUUCGCGCCAAUCAUGGCGAUGACCUCGCUGGUAGAUUAGGGUGCAACGAAUUCAAAUAG